Glossina fuscipes is the source of this 1787-nucleotide messenger RNA. RefSeq names its product ankyrin repeat domain-containing protein 54. NCBI's taxonomy places the organism in Eukaryota, Metazoa, Arthropoda, Insecta, Diptera, Glossinidae. The transcript has 2 exons. Gene Ontology annotation, molecular function: protein binding. The record is from RefSeq and is a predicted model, not a curated record. Bases 206 to 1159 code for a protein of 317 amino acids.
AAAAUACGAAAGAAAUUAUUUAUUUAUUUUUGUGGGUUUUGCUUAAAGAAAAUAUAUAUAAAAUACAAUAAAUUGUCGUUAUAAUUCAGUAAUAAUUUCGAUUGUCAAAAUAGCAACAAUAAAGCAAUACAGAAAUCCAGAAGAGAAUCUGGAGGGAGACGAUAACGGUAUAGUGGAUAUAGUGGAAGAGAACGAGCAAGUUACGAUGGCAGCCAACGAUUCUGGUGUGGACACAAGCAACGAUAGUAACGAUGGUGUAACAGCCGGUAUAAUGAUAACACCGCCGCCGCCAGUAAUGCCGCCGACACCUACCUCGUCGCCUAAUACGCACGAAUGGCCAAAUAUCAAUCCAAACGCAUUCCAUCUAAAUUCGGAUGAUCAUUUCGCGUUACCACACUUGCCGCCGCUGCCGUUGAACAAUUCUUCAACGACAUCAUCCUCAUCUGAAUAUUUGCCCAGUAUCAUCCAUCCAAGUACCCUGCCCUCCAGCAGUCACAGCUUUAAGAUGCGUCCUCGUACAUGUAUUAAAAGUCGCUUGCGUUUCAGUUACAACAAUAUAUUUGCCGAAUCUACAGGACGCAAAUUGCGGUAUGCCGCCUCCACCAAUAAUAUCGAAUUGCUUACUCGAGUUUUAGAGUCCGGUGCUGAUCCAAACGCCGCCGAUGAGCAUAAACGUAGUCCCCUGCAUUUGGCUGCUUGUCGCGGUUACUUACAGAUUGUACAGCAGUUGCUUAAAUUCGGAGCGAAUCCAAAUGUUGUAGAUUCCGUCGGCAACACGCCAUUACAUUUGGCUGUUAUAUCGGCAAGUUCAAACAAUUUUAACCUUAUUGUAUGCGUUCUGCUUCAAGGCGGCGCAAGUGUUCAUAUGUUCGAUCGAGGUGGUAAAUCACCGCUUGAGUUAGCAGAAGCCAAGUUACGCUUACUGCGCACUCGUUAUGAGCAGCCUACACCAGAAAAUAGCAAGAUCCUAGAAGAUAUGUGUAUGCUGAUUACACUGAUCCUGCGUUACAUGGUCAAACAACAGCGCGAACUGGAUGAUCUUUCGGCUUUGGAGAAACGCUUGCAAAAUUUAAGUACUAGCGAUGAUCAGGAACAGGUAGUUUCGCAGACUGCUGAUGAAUUGCUCGCUAGUGUUGAGCGUCUGUCUUUAAACAAAUAAACUUAGCAGAUCGUACAGAUCUGAACAAAUAAAACUUUUGCUCUCAUCCAUAUAUUUGUAGCUACUGUAGGCUGUUUUCGUUUUUUUAUCCGACGCAGUUUGUUUUCUUUUUUAUUAUUAUUAUUAUUAUUAUUAUUAUUAUUAUUACUAUUAUUAUUAAAAAGAGGAAACUUUGCUGUCACAUUCAACAAUGCUGUGGAUGGUUACAAAAAUAAUUGGUAAAAAUCCUGCAAUUAACAGUAUAUACGUACACGAUACAAAAAUUUCGUGUUAUUACUGAUUUUAUAUUAUUUUAUGUUAUUAUUCUAUUAUAUAUUUUAUUUGAUAUAACUUUCAUUAAUCCUAUUAUUUUUAAAUAUAUAUAUAUAAAUAACAUUUCAUGUAGUAAAUAAGUUUUAGAACCUACAUCAAGUUAACGCGCCUUGCAUUCAAAGCAAUUUGUUUAUCAUUCUCACAUCCUUCGAUAUUUUAUGGAUAAAAAUGUGUUAAAAUUUGUAGAUUCUUAUACAAACACUUAUAUAUUUGCCGUAUAAACAUAUACGUUGAACAUAUGUGCAGGUAUAAAAAAAAAAAAUAAAAUAAAAAAUACUAAUAAACUAAAUUAAAACAAUAUGCUUAACCAUCCUGC